AUCAGUCGCACAGCAAUCGCGUUCGAGGCAGGGCUCUUCCUCUCACACGCGGCCGACUAACAGCCAAGCAGUCAUCCUGUCAACUUCCCAACUCACGCUGUGGGUUAUUUCUCCCGUAAUUAUCGGAUAGAGCACUACGAUGUUUUUCUGCAGAGCGGCCUGGCAAAGAUUUGGGCCUUUGGCACGGAAAACAGCCUACAGGUUAUCUAGAGAUGUGGUUCCUAGGCGUCAGAUGUCAUCGGUCCCAGGUGGAACUGGGGAGAACAUUAUCUAUGCCCUCCUUUGUGGUGGGGCCUUCGCUGGAUCAGUCACCUAUGCUUACAGUACUGUGACGUCAGACCACGAAAGAUUCAAAGACCGCGUGGCUGAAAUAAAAGCGAGACCCAAGACAGAGUGGACACCCAAACCAUGGCCCCCAAAGAGCAGGGAUGGAGAGGAGGAAGAGGAGGGUGAGGGUGCUGAGGAAGAAAGUGAGGCUGCUGAGGAAGAAGGUGAGGCGGCCGCAGAAGAGGCUGGAGGGGAGGAGGGUGAGGCUGCUGCUGAGGCUGAAAGUGAGGCUGAGCCUGAGGCUGAGCCUGCAGAAGAGGUCGCCGAACCAGCAGCUGAGGAAGCGGAAACAGCUGUUGAGGCGGAGCCUGCCGCCGAGGCGGAGCCAGUCGCCGAGGCGGAGCCAGUCGCCGAGGCGGAGCCUGUAGCAGUUGAGUCCGAGGCAGCACCAGCAUUGGAGGCGGAACCGGCAGCAGCAGAGACUGUGGUGGAGGAGAUCGCAGCUGCGGUAGCCGAGACCGCUGAGGUAGUCGUUGAAGUCGCAGAGGUAGUCGUUGAGGCAGCCCAGGAAGUGGAGGCAGCAGCAGAGGAAGUAAUCAAAGUGGCCGAGGCCGUGGAGGUGGCGGCGGAGGCUAUCGCCGCCCCCGUGGUUGCAGAGGAGACAGUUGCUGCUGCAGCAGAGCCGGAGGCAGAGAGCAAUGUGGCCAGUGUGGACCUGCUUGCAGCCGCCUCGUCCAUUGAGGUGAAGACUGUUGAGCAAGUUGAAGCUGUCAUACCAGUGGAAAGUGUUGUUGAGAACGAAGCACCAGUAGAGGCUGCACCAGUGGAGGCUGCCCCAGUAGAAGCUGCCCCGAAGGCCGAAACACCAGUGGAGGCUGCCCCAGUGGAGGCUGCCCCAGUGGAGGCUGCCCCAGUGGAGGCUGCCCCAGUGGAGGCUGCCCCAGUGGAGGCUGCCCCAGUGGAGGCUGCCCCAGUGGAGGCUGCCCCAGUGGAGGCUGCCCCAGUGGAGGCUAACCCAGUGGAGGCUGCCCCAGUGGAAGAGGCACCUGUGGAGGCUGCCCCAGUGGAGGCUGCCCCAGUGGAGGAGGCACCUGUUGAGGUUGAGGCUGCAGCAGCUGAAGCACCAGCAGAGGCUGCACCAGCCCCAGUAGAAGAGGCCCCAGCUGCCCCAGCAGAAGUUUCCCCUGUAGUUGUUGAGGUUGCACCAUCAGUAGAAGUUGCCCCAGCAGAAGUUGCCCCAGCGGUUGAAGCCCCAGCAGAAGUUGCCCCAGCGGUUGAAGCCCCAGUAAAAGUUGCCCCAGCAGUUGAAGCCCCAGUAGAAGUGGCCCCAGCGGUUGAAGCCCCAGUAGAAGUUGCCCCAGUAGAAGUUGCCCCAGUAGAAGUUGCCCCAGCGGUUGAGGCCCCAGUAGAAGUUGCCCCAGCAGAAGUUGCCCCACUAGAAGUUGCCCCAGCGGUUGAAGCCCCAGCGGUUGAAGCCCCAGCGGUUGAAGCCCCAGUAGAAGUUGCCCCAGUAGAAGUUGCCCCAGCGGUUGAAGCCCCAGUAGAAGUUGCCCCAGCGGUUGAAGCCCCAGUAGAAGUUGCCCCAGCGGUUGAAGCCCCAGUAGAAGUUUCCCCAGCGGUUGAAGCCCCAGUAGAAGUUGCCCCAGCGGUUGAAGCAUCAGCUCCAGCAGUUGUGGAAGUAGCAGCAGAAGCAGCACCUGAGGAAUCCUCUGUCUCAGAGCCCAAGAAAGAGUACAUUGUGGUGGUACUGGAGGGAGCACCCAAAUCUGACAAGAGUCCCAAAGUCCUGGGAGUCGGCCCCAUGACUGGAAGGAUCAUCCCAGCCCCAGAGGAAGAUGAAGCCCCGGCUGCUGAGGUAACAGGGCAAGCGGCGGCUGCUUAGGAUGCAAAUGCAGUAGGUCCAGCUGUGAGAAAUCUCCUGGAUCUCUCAUCUCGUGAAAUAUUUCCCCCAAGGAAGAGAAGAGGAUGUGCCUUUCCCCAACCUCCCUCCAAUCGCAGACCCCUCUCCUCAACAUCCCUUACCUUUUUCCCUGUAUCUGUAGUUUAAAACUUGUCGUCUCCCUAUCUCGCUCCAGGGAUUUGUCUGUACAUGUACGUUAGUCAUGUGAUGCCUGCUUUAUGAAACAACCACCUGGAGUAUUUUCUGGAUAUACACUCCUGUUCCUUUUACAGUUGCCUAAAUGUAAAACUCUAGUUCAUUUACGAACCAUUGGCAAUUGGCUUACAUGGCUUACUACACAAGACAACCUGUGACACUGCAUACACAUAUUGGUAUAUACUCUCCUCCCUUAGGGCACACAAUUUGUGUUUUUGCCUGGUUACAACUGUGAAGGGUAAGGUUGUCUUCUCGGCGGUCGUUUCCCAAACUCUGUCCUAGUUUACUACACCUCAGAGACCUCACUGUAAAGCACUGCAAUGGUGUUUGCUUUGUCAGAACCAAAUGCAGUGGUACACACUUCCCAGCCUAUCACUCAUCUACCACCUUGCAAUAGCGAGGCCUGUAUUUGUGUGACAGCAUCCUUGAACAAACCUGUUAUUCUUCAGGUCAAACUGGUUUUAAUGUAAAAAUAAUUUUUUUAUUUUCAGCUUUGAAGCUGAAGUGGUCUGAGACACUUUUUAAUUACACCUCACUUUACAAACUUAACAUGGGUCUUUCUUGGGGAACGUUACUCAGUAGGCCACCUCACUACCUCACUUGUUCUUUGUUGUACCUUUUGGAGAACUUCACUUGAAUAUGCCAGUGUUACAGACAGCAUCACAAACCAAAUUUGCCAGGUUGACUCCAUAGUUUAUGAAGUCACAGCUGAAUAACCAACCAUGUUUGUGUCCUAACACUAGAACAGCAUCACCUCUUAAGAUUUCAUAAGGCAGACAUUUUCAUCUCUUUACCUUCUCCCUCCCCUAGUUGCUGUUUUCCCAUUGAUUGACACCAUUGCAGGAGUCUAUACAUGUUUUCCCAAACUAUACCCCACAGAUUAUCCUCUGGAUUGUUGGAAUAACAUCUACAAGAAAAUAAGGAUCACUUGAGCAAGUUUUGGACUGCAUAGGAUGGGUUUUUGGCUUAGUACAAGCUGUUUUGGUGAAUCUGUCAAAAGAGGCACUCGACUGAUCCCAUUGGUGUCUAAGUCCGUUGUUUCAGUGUGCCAUCAUUGGUGAUGUUUUUCAUAGGCUCACAGGAAGUGGUUUAUGAUAAUGAGUUUUGAAAAACAGAUAUUGAAGGCUAACCAACUGAAUAGCUCAAUUUGAUCAAGAAAGUCCAAAUAAGUACUUGUACUUAUCAGAGAAUCCAUAGAGUAAUGUAUUGUGUUUGACAAAAUAGUUUUCUCUUAGCUUCACUCACUUGUUAUAUUUAAUUUGUUGCUGUUUUAGUCAUUUUAAAAAGGGACCGAGAUGUUGAAACGAAUGUAAGCUUAUUCCUAAUUAAUCAAGAUUGUUCAGUGUCUGCCUUCAUGUUUGCAGGCAGGUUUUAUAAUAGUGGUUUGUUCUGCUCUGUGAAUGGAUGGCUUGGCAGUGGUCUAGUUAAGGCCAGAAACUGUGACUGACUGUGACACAUUGCUGUUUUUGUGAAAUAAAGAGGUAAUCAAAAGGAA
Osmerus eperlanus (European smelt) is the source of this 3857-nucleotide messenger RNA. It is a transcript of the gene mgarpa, whose product is annotated as mitochondria localized glutamic acid rich protein a. Bases 140 to 2149 code for a protein of 669 amino acids. Gene Ontology annotation, cellular component: mitochondrion. The transcript is spliced from 9 exons. Lineage: Eukaryota; Metazoa; Chordata; Actinopteri; Osmeriformes; Osmeridae. Gene Ontology annotation, biological process: anterograde axonal transport. The record is from RefSeq and is a predicted model, not a curated record.